UGCGGGUCGCACAGGGUCCUGCUGGGUUGGGGCUCGGCGCGGGCGUGCUGCAGCUUCUGCCGGCUCCUGCUCCGUCUGAGCUCCACGUGGCGCAUCCGCUUCCGGAAAGGACAGGCAUCUUCCUUUUCCUGUUCCUUACGGAAGCGCCAUCCGGACCUGCUCCCAGCACAGUAUAGUGUCGGUACCCCAGCAUGUCUUAUUUUGGGGGGGAUGCCUUAUAUUUUAUUGCCUUGAGAAAAUCAUGCCAUGGCUUAUUUUAUAGGCACGUCUUAUUUUGUGAGAAACACAGUAUAUAUAUCAUGAUAUAUCAAGCUAUCAUGAUAUUUACCUGGUGAUAUAUUGUGAUGCUGAAAAUCAGAUAAGCUGAGCAGCUAGGAUGGGUGUGAAAGUAACUUAAAUUAAGAAGGGGAGCAUCUUUGAUUCUCACAGACUUGUCAUAGGUCAUGCAGACAUUCCACAGAACUGUGGAAAUGGCUUUUCAUCUUGCUUACUCAUUUCAACAGGACGUGAAAGUAUCAGCUACACCAUGUGGUCAGGAAAUAGACACUUAGAUGAAGUUCUCGCGCCUGUCUUUUUUAGUAGUGCUGGAGAUGGAUUACCUUGCCUUCUUCAUUGUUGCUGCUCUGCAAUCAUAUCAAAUUGAAGGAAAACGUGUGGAUUCUACUGUGGAACUUGCCAGUGCUAUGACUCUUGAAUGUGUCUUUCCAAAGGCUGGAUAUAUAUCCCAGAUGUUUUGGCAGAAGGAGGAGAGCAAAGAGAACAUUGCAGUCUUCAAACUGCCUGACCAAUUGCAUAUUUCCAGCAGAUAUAAGGACAGAGUCAGUGUUACUAACAAUACCUCGAACAUCAAGUCCUUGGUGUUCAAUAGCACAGCUGGGGAAGAUACUGGCUUUUAUCUAUGCUCUUUUAAUACCUACCCGUUUGGGAUUUGGGAAAAGAGAAUACAGGUUGUCCAAUCAGCAGGGGAUUUUCAGCCUCAACACUUGUCAUAUCGUCAUAUGGUUGCUGAACCAGGGGCAAAUGUCAACUUUACCUAUGGGCCUGACCCCGAAACAAUACUUUAUCAAGUGAAAUGGAAAAAGAUCCAUGCAGACCGUGUGGACUUCAUAGUACAAUGUAAUAAAUCUGGUAUACCAGUCUAUGGUUCAGAUUACGAAGACCGUGUAGCGAUAGACUGUGCCGCACGGGUGGAUAGCACCAUUGUACUUCGGAAUGUCACAGCUUCUGACUCUGGGAUGUACAGCCUGUCUUACAUUGGGACAAAUGGCACAAAUGCCACAGUCUGGACAAAACUCACUAUUAAUGCUAACAUUUCUUUGGAGAAUCAGCGUAUCUUUGUUAUUGCUGGAGCUGCUGCUGUCUUAUCAUUAAUAAUGAUCAUCAUUACUGUGCUUAUUUGUCAUCAUAAAAAAAAGAAGAAGAAGAAAAGGAUGAUGAUGAUGAAAGCCUUUCGUCUUGCUCACACACAGGCAAAUCAAAGGCAAAUGAGACUGCAAAGAAUGAAGGCAAAUGGGGUGCAGCAGCCAAGAGAACAAGAAAUUGACAAGCAGCAUCAAAACAAGGUGAUCAUUUGCCUUCAAACAAAUACGGAAGACCUGGUUGUCAGAGUGAGGUAAAUACUAGCAGAGGACAAAUGACAGAGGAUCCAGUCUAUGCCAACUGCACAAAUUACUCACACAGACAGAAUAUGUGAACACGGCCUCUUGUCUACUAUGUGAAUGACUUAGAGCCAAGGCUCCAACAAUUUUUACAUUGGGAAUGUGACUGGAGAGAGAAAAAAACCAUUCCACUACCAUUUCACUCAUCCGUGGCUGAAGAAGUCCCACACACAUACAAUUGAACUGUGUGAAGACUGUAGGUCUAUACGAGGAGAUAAUUUACAUAGGGGUCAAGAGAUUAAUAGUUGUGCAAGGAAGACAAAUUGGCUGUGAUGCGACUUGGAAUGUCAGCAGAGCUGCUUUGUGCUUAUUACAAAUUUGAAUAUUAGUGGACUGUUGAAAUAAGAGACUGAAAAUAGGCUUUAAGUUGUCUUGCAGCCAAGCAUUGAGUAGGUCAGAUGCCACCUUCCAUAACAAAACUGCUGCUGGCUCCUGGUGAGGUAUGUUUCCUCUGGACACAAUUCAAUAUGGACACAAACACACAUCCUUCUGCCCAGAACAGGCAGCCUGAGCAGAAGUUCCUGCCCAUUGCCAUAAGAUGACUACUCAAGCUUGCAGAGAAUAGAAAGCAAAUGAACAGGUGCCAAGUCUUUGCUUUUCUACCAUACCAGUGAAAACAAAAAUGCAUGGACUCUUCUGUCAACCUCUAGAAAACAAUUAGAAUAAAUCAUUGUAAAGUUGAGUUAUAGAAUCAUAGAGUUGGAAGAGAUCCCAAGGGUCAUGUAAUUCAACCCCCUGCAAUGCAACUAAAGCAUCCAUACAGGUGGCCAUCCAACCUCUGGUUAAAAACCUCUGGGGGAGUCCACAACCUCCCGACGGAGACCAUUCCAUUGUCGAACGUCUUACCAUCUCUUACUGUCAGAAAGUUCUUCCUGAUGUUUAGUCGGAAUUUCCUUUCUUGGAACUUGCAGCCAUUGGUUCGAGUUCUGUGCCCCAGAGCAGGAGAAACAGGAUUGUUCCAUGUGACAGCCCUUGAGAUAUUUGAAGGUGGCUAUCAUAUCUUCUCUCAGUCUCUUCUUUUCCAGGUUAAAUAUACCCAACUCCUUCAACUGUUCGUCAUAAGCCUUGGUUUCUAGACCUUUGAUCAUCUUGGUCACCCUCCUCUGUACACGCUCCAGUUUGUCAAUAUGAAAACUAGAAAUGCAAACUCUAAUUGAGAGCAAGAACUGUCCAUGAAUAAGCAUGGGGGGGGGGAAUUUAAAAGAAAACAAUGCUCAAACCACACUUCCUUCAGGCAUCCAGAAGGCAGAAGGCAGGGAAGAGGAACCUGUUGUUCUCCAUAAGUUGUCGGACUAUACUCAAUUAUUGCCAUUUUCUUCAGUCACCUCUCUGCAUUCUGAGAUUUCAGCAACAUUGCCCGUAUGCUUUCAAAUGUUAUCUUCAAGGCCAAAAGAAAUAGCAACAUUAAGAAAAAGGAAAGCUGUAGGAAUCCAAAUGUUGUGUCCAGGAUUACAAUGUUUCAUCUCUUUCAGAAAGGUAAACUCAAAUGCUGUUGAACUGCAAAAUUCACACCACCUUAAAAUAUAACAUGGUGACAUAUAUGGGCUACAUACUGUAGUUCCUAUUCGCAUGAUUUUUAACAGUGCCCACAGACCAGAAACUAUAAAGGAGUUAGCCCAAUCUCUGUGCUAUUAGUUAUAACCAGUGGAAAUUUAAGGGGCUGUGAAAGAUGAUCUAGGGACAGAUAAGUAGCAAAUACUACCACUAUUAGAAUCAACUCAGGCAUGCAUUCACAUGGGAACAAAUCCUGUCCUAUAUCUGCUAAGAUCAUUAAGUGAUCUUUGCUCUAAUGCUUAGGAGUUCUCAAAUUCUUCCUGAAACCGAGAUGAUUAUCUUAUUUCUUGAACAAUGAGCAGAUAAGUUUACUGAUUAGUGUUACUACCUGGUUUGUUUUUAAAGACGUAUUGUGUCCUGUAGACUCGUAUCACUAAGCAUCAGCUCCAUUUAACCUAUAGGUAAUAACAAAGAGAGAGAGAGAGGAGCUGCUGGUAGCUAAAAGUGUACUGUAAUUUAAAUAGCUAUCUCCAAAAGCCAGUAAUUUUUGGACCAAUGAGAUGGGGAUCAGGAACGUUUUUCCAGCAUUACAUGGACAGUCUUGGACAUUGUGCAGCUUUAUUUAUUUUACAGCAAAAUCAAAUAGAAUUACAAUAGUUAGUUUGCUUCACCCAGACUUGAAGAGUUUGAUUGCCUGCCAUGAUUAGAAACCAUCUUUUGGCACCUAUGACCUCCUUAUCCAAGUCACAUAUGUUACAAUGGAUGAUGAUGAUGAUUUUUUUUAGCAAAGAACUCGGGAAAUGGGAAUGAAUUGGAAGUGUGUGCCACAAAACUCUAUUAUGUCAAUGAGGUUUUUUUUGUCUGACAUAUCAACUGCACCAUCAAAUUUACAAGUAAUAAGAGUAAAGAAAUUUGCAAUAUUUACCAAUGAUCAGGAGUUCCAUUUGCUAAGUAAAUGUCAAUGGAGAAUGGGCAUGCGGCAGCACUUCAGGCAGAGUGUAGAAGCUGCCAUGUGUACUAUGACAUGCUGCGGCACCCAUCACUCUCGCCCGUUGAGAUUGUUAAUCACAUGGAGGGAAAGGAAGGCUGUGGUGGAGGUUGAAAGGGAGUUGCUGGGGGAAUUACCUAGGCAAAAGUGGCUACAGCUAUUGCUUAUACCAGUGGUUUUCAACCAGUGUGCUGUUGGCCUGAAUGGUCAGGGGUGCUGCAAGCAGCACUGGCCCCUGGCUCUCUUUCCUUCCCUGCCUCCUCUGAUGCCCUCUUGUGUCUCUGCCUCCCAAAGGCUUGCGUGGUUGUUGCAGCAGCCCUUGCGCCUGCUGCCACCACAGCUGCCUCCCAAGGCGAGUAAGUUCUGGCCUCCGUCGGGCCACUAAGGCUGGGGGAAUCCUCUUCCCAGGCCCUCAAGGGGCAGCAUGAGAAGGCAGCUCUCUUUGGGGUGGGGUGGGCAGCUCAGAGACCAAGGCAGCUCUGGCAGCUGCCCUGAGGACUACCAUGGAGAGGGGAGGGGGAGGGAGCACUUCACAAGGGUGUGAGGGACUGCCGGCUCUGCAGACAAGGGGUGACAUAACUGGGCUUCUGAGGCUCAAAGCUCGUUUCCCCACCAAGGAGCCACAGAAAGAAUGCAGUUGGUUAAGUUGAGCUCAGAGAGGUUGGAAACGUCUGGCUUAGGCAUUUGUACAUACCGGUAUGUGGCCGUGCUCUGUGGACUGGGUAGCAUGUAAGAGUGGCUUGAUUGGGAUCUGCAGACUUGCACAGGACACUGGAGGAAGGUUACCAGUUUCUGGUGAUAGCCCAGCCACUUCCUUUUGAAAUGCACCACCACCACCACCACCCAGGUCUGUGAACUAUGUUGGUACAGCAGUCAGUACACACAGCUGUCUUGUUCCCAUAUGGUGUGGCUGUGCUUAGUAAUUUGACUUCUACCCAGCUGGAACUUGAAAUGCCUUAUGCUAAUUUAUUUAAGACUUGAGUUUAUAGCUCUUUCAUGUAACACAAUCAGUGUUUCUGGGUUGUGGGUUUUUUUGUAGUAGAAUAACUUUAUACUGGAAGAAA
Messenger RNA from Zootoca vivipara (common lizard), 5204 nucleotides. Lineage: Eukaryota; Metazoa; Chordata; Lepidosauria; Squamata; Lacertidae. The record is from RefSeq and is a predicted model, not a curated record.